GUGAAGGCAGCCGAAAAGAACCCUGCCGAGGAAUCUGCCGGAGAGGCAGAAGAUGCUCCGGCACCGGCACCCAAGAAGCAGAAGUCCCAGCUCUUCAAAGCCCCAGAGGCCGCCGAGGUGGUCGAGAUUGCACGAACGCGGAACCUUUACAAGUCGAACCUGUUCCGGCUGCAACUGGAGGAGCUCAUCAAGGAGAUGACGCCCAAAAAGCCGCCGCCGGGGCUUGAGGCAGCUCUUCAUGCUCUGCGGCCGCUGCUUCUGGAGAAGCUCCGGGCCAGAGACAUUCCGGCGGACUUUGCCCAAGAGUUCCCGGCGCUGCGCUUCAUGCAGCGGGGCGGGGCGGCUCCCUCGGCGCUGCGUUUCACUGCGCCGAGGCGUAUCGACGUGGUCGGCAGCUUUCUGCUCGGGACGUACACGAAAGAGGAGCUCACUGUGGAUGUGGCAGUCGAGAUGCCCUCAGACAUCUUCCGAUCCAAGGAUUACCUAAACUUCCGGUACCACGACAAGCGCGCGGCCUACCUCGCGGAGCUGCACCGGCAGCUCUGUGAUGGGCUGCUUCGAGGUAGCGAGCCGCUCGUGGCCCUGAGUGCCAGCUUCGAGGCCCUGGCGGGCGAUCCGCUGCGGCCAUGCCUCUGCCUCCAACCGGAGGAUGAUGCGAGGUGGACCAUCCGGCUGCUGCCCACCUACUCUGCAGACCUCUGGCCGGUGCGCGUGUUGGGGCCGGACCGAAAUGCUGUCCGCCCCGACCGGGCUCUGGAGAAUGGCGGAGUGCCAGCCACCGCCCACUACAACAGCUGCGUGCUCGAGGAUGCUCGCAUGC
Symbiodinium necroappetens is the source of this 820-nucleotide messenger RNA. The record is from the annotation of a GenBank genome assembly. NCBI's taxonomy places the organism in Eukaryota, Dinophyceae, Suessiales, Symbiodiniaceae.